Molecule: messenger RNA, 2460 nt
Organism: Closterium sp. Naga37s-1
Lineage: Eukaryota; Viridiplantae; Streptophyta; Zygnematophyceae; Desmidiales; Closteriaceae
Source: the annotation of a GenBank genome assembly
GUUGUGAUUGCUCUGCGGGAGUCGAUCGUGUUUUUCGCCCUUGUCGCCCUCUUCGCUGUCACACCCCACGUCUGCCGAGCCCUCAACUGGCUGUGGACCUCCUUCAUAAUGCGGGACAAUGGAGUCACAGAGGAGUGCUUCCAGGACUCGGUGUUUGGCGCUCUCGUUCUUCCCCUGCAGUUUGUUGCUGCAGCUUUCUUCCUUACCAGACACAUGCGCCUCCUCUUGCCGCUAGCAAAGCUCCACCUGAGCCCCUUUCUCCUGCGGAGGUUCAGAAUGGUUUCAGUGGUGGUGGCGGUGACGUGCUUUGCUGUGGGGUGGAAGGACAGAGUCAUGCGGAUGGUGCUGCAGAAGCACCCGGCUGAAAAGCCCAUAUUGCUGAACGUGAGUCGUUUCCUCUCGCUGCUCAUCCACCUGGUCGGCGUUGGUACUGUUCUGGACCUUUUUGGCGUCUCGCUGCUCUCCCUGGUGGCUGUGGGCGGCAUUUCAGGUGUCGCCAUGGGAUUCGCUUCCAAGGAAAUCGUCACCAAUUUCUUUGGAGGGCUGGUGCUGGUGAUCUCACAGCCAUUCGUGGUGGGGGAACGCAUUCAAGCAGGGAGCAUAUCCGGGCGGGUGGAGGAGAUUGGGUUUCUUCACACCAAGCUGGCUGGAGCAGAUAAGGCGCCAGUCGUGGUGCCAAACCAGAUCUUCAACACUGCAGUCAUCACCAACUUCUCCCGAGCCCAGUGCUACCCUUUCUCAGUCACAUUCGAGCUUCGAAUAGAGGAUAUCGAGCGGGUGCAAGCCAUCACGUCCCGCAUCACCCACAUGCUGAGGGCGCAUGCUGACGUGGACCAAUCACAGGGCCCCGCGCACGCAGUGCUGAAGGACCUCAGUGGAGCGAGUCUGCACGUGGGCAUGCUGGCUUCGCUGAACCCUCAGACUCACCAACGUACCCUAAACCUGUUGCCCCCUGCAGGCAAUUACACUCAACCUCCCGCAACCACCGGCGCGGCGCACCAGUUCCCCGCGGCUACCAUUCCGCCGUAUUCGCCGUCCCCCGUGUCGCCCUACCGCCCAUUCCAUUCCGCGCCUAUCCGCGGAGCAACCCCCCACCAUUUUACCGCCGUCGUACCCGUCAACCCUUCACCCCCGCCUCCCCAGAUCCCCGGAAGCACGUUCGCCCCAUCCCCUGCCUCCUCCUUUCCCCCCUCCCCUUCCGCCAACCCUAAUAAUGGCUCCGCCGCCUCCCCUUCCGCCAGCCCCAGUCUUCGCGCAAAUGCCUUCUACGACUCCGCAUAUCAUGCCUCCGCUUCCGCCACUACUUCAUCAGCGGAACCGCUUCCCCCCCCCAUAAUCUCCGCGGGGUCUUCCGCCAACCAGUCCGCGGGCAGCUCCGCGGGGUCUUCCGCCAGCCAGUCCGCGGGCAGCUCCGCGAAGUCUUCCGCCAGCCAGUCCGCGGGCAGCUCCGCGGGGUCUUCCGGCGGGGGGAACUCCUCCACUUCCCCCUCCGCCGUCCCUGUGCUCCGCGAGUUCAGCUUCGCGGAUCUGCACAUGGCGACGGGGGGGUUUGCGCGCGCCAUAGGGGAGGGGGGGUUCGGAAAGGUGUACCAAGGGCGGAUGGUGCUGCCUGCGGGCGGAAGCAGCGACACUGGCGGGAUUUAUGCCACAAGCGGAAGAAGCAGAGCUGCUAUGGGCGCAGCAUGCGGCGAGAUGAGGGAAUGUGACGUGGCAGUGAAAGUGAUGAAUGGAAAGAGUGCUGCUCGUGACUUGACGAGCUUUAAGGCUGAGGUAGCAGCCAUGUCAGCAGUGAAUCAUCCCAACAUUUUGAGGCUGGAAGGCGUGGCACUAAACACAUCCCAGGGACCGAUGCUCGCGUAUGAGCUGAUACCUGGAGGCGACGUCAAGAACUUGCUCAAACAAGUCCACAAAAGUGAUCUUCACUUCUCAUGGAGGCAUCGCAUGAAGGUGGCACUGGGCUGUGCCGAGGCACUAGCCACCAUUCACGAGCACAAGUUUGUUCACCGUGAUUUCAAGUCUUCAAAUGUGCUUCUGCGAGAGGAUUUCACUCCAGUGGUGGCUGACUUUGGUUUGGCUCGCACCAUCGAGGACUGGAAAACUCACGUGUCAACAGCAGUGGUCGGCUCUUUCGGCUACAUCGACCCGAUCUAUCUCCAGACGGGCCAACUAUGCCAGAAGUCUGACACGUUCGCGUUUGGCGUGUUUCUAUUGGAGCUGAUUUCAAGCUGCAAUCCCCUCAAUGCAAAGUAUCAAGAGCUGAGGCAGCUGGUAAUUUCCAAGGAUCCACCGGAACCUUCCUUGGUCAUUGAUCCUUCUCUUGAGGGGGAGUGGAUGAGGAGGCAUGCUUUUAUUCUCUUCACUUUGGUUCGGUUCGCCAUCUGCUGCAAUUGGGAGCAGAGGCCUCCAAUGUCAGUCAUUGCAGCCAAGCUUAGGAUGAUCUGCAGCGAAAUAGAGGCUUGA